AUGGAAGUCAAAGCCGCUUCCGUCAGAGUCUGCCCCCGCCCUCGAGGAAGCCUCCUGACCUACUCCCCUCCUCCGCCUGUCAGCCUAGACCAAGCCCUCGUCAAGUCGCUCUUUCACCUCACCCAGGGCGAGGCGGCUCAGACCGUCGGGAUCUCUCUGUCCUCCCUCAAGCUAGCUUGCCGUCGCAUGGGCAUCCGGAAGUGGCCCUACAACCGACGCUGCUCCUCCAAGAGGACCGACGCCUCCAGCAUCCCCGGCAGACACGACGACGACGACGAGGCCAUGCGCGCUAGUGCUCGAGGAAGACCGUACUGGCUGGACUCGAGCUUGGAGGAGCUGCUGGACGAGAGCCUGCUGCAUGUGACGACAGGGAAGGGGCUAUAG
Molecule: messenger RNA, 384 nt
Organism: Guillardia theta CCMP2712
Lineage: Eukaryota; Cryptophyceae; Pyrenomonadales; Geminigeraceae
Exons: 1
Coding region: 1-384 (127 amino acids)
Source: RefSeq, a predicted model, not a curated record